Molecule: messenger RNA, 825 nt
Organism: Girardinichthys multiradiatus
Lineage: Eukaryota; Metazoa; Chordata; Actinopteri; Cyprinodontiformes; Goodeidae
Product: extensin-like
Exons: 1
Coding region: 1-825 (274 amino acids)
Source: RefSeq, a predicted model, not a curated record
AUGCCGAGACCGUCCACAGAGCCAAAACCAACACCCACCAAGAAGCCGAGACCAGUCCACCCCAAGAUCAGCCACGGCCUGCCAAACCAUGCUGACCCCUCCAACCCCCCUCCCGCAGAUAGAACCGGGAUCGGCGUCAGAAACCGGAAUCUAGACAUGGAACCAGAAUCCAAACGAUGCCCAUCCCCACCCAAGGCUAACCACCCACCUCCAUCCCGGAAGAAGACCUACACCCACCCCAACAUUCGAACAACUCCCAGAACACAUAAGAGAUUAGACACCCCGGUUGACUCCAUCCCACCCCCUCCCCCAGAUCCUCCGCCCCGCCAGCAGAGUGAAGGAGAGAGCACCAACAAUCAGAUGGUACCUACCCGCCAGUUUAGGAGGCCCUUACGCCCACCCAUGCAUCGAAGGCCAGUGCCGGUGCCGGAGUUUUGGGCCGGCACAUGCUCUGGCACCCGGCACUGGCCCAAAACCCCAGUGACACACCCUCCCGGACCCAAGCCCCCCCGGGCCCAGCCAGGACCGCAGCCCGGAGGCAACACGGCCCAGAAACCCAGAGCCCCCAAGCCCAUACCAGAUCUGCCCAGGAGCAGCCCUGCCACCUAUGUCCGCCGGUACAGGCUCCCCAAAAGCAUCGUUUGCAGCCACCAGAUGCCGCCCCCAAGAGCCACCAAAGCCAGUUGGGGCCACAGCCCUCAGCGCCAGACCCCCCAGAGACCCCGGUCCAGGGACACCCCAAAUGUCCCAAACUCAGACACCCCCGUGCAUCCGUCACAAUGCCCAAAAGGACGAAGUCAAAGGUUCCCCACCCCCACUAGGUGA